AUGUUUAAACAGUCUAAUGUAUUGCUUCAGAAGGUGGUGUACAAUGUCAAACCGUACGCCAACAUGUUGAAGGACCCUUCUACUAAGUAUGCGGCUUUCAAAGGUGUCAAACUUCCUAAUAGAACCUGGCCUAAUAAGGCUGUCACCAAAGCACCAAGAUGGCUUUCCACCGACUUGAGAGAUGGAAACCAGGCUUUACCUGACCCUAUGUCUGUUACUGAGAAGAAGGAGUACUUCAAGAAGUUGAUCGAGGUGGGAUUUAAAGAGAUCGAGGUGUCUUUCCCAUCUGCUUCGCAGACUGACUUUGACUUCACUCGUUACGCCGUGGAGAAUGCUCCUGAUGACGUUGCCAUUCAGGUUUUGACCCAGUCCAGAGAGCACCUCGUGAGAAGAACCGUGGAGUCCGUGACCGGAGCUAAAAAGGCCAUUGUUCACAUUUACUUGGCCACAUCUGACGUGUUCCGUGAUGUCGUGUUUAACAUGUCUCAGGAACAGGCCGUGGCCAAGGCUGUGGAGACUACCAAAUUGGUCAGAUCUUUGACCAAGGAUGACCCAUCCAAGCAGGAGACCGAGUGGUCGCUUGAAUUCUCGCCAGAGUGUUUCAGUGACACUCCUACUGAAUUUGCUGUGCAGAUCUGUGAAGCCGUGAAGGAGGCCUGGGAGCCAUCCGCCGAGAACCCUAUUAUUUUCAACUUGCCGGCCACUGUUGAAGUCGCCUCUCCUAACGUUUACGCAGAUCAAAUCGAGUACUUUUGCACCCACAUCACUGAACGUGAGAAGGUCUGUGUUUCCGUCCACCCUCACAACGAUAGAGGCUGCGGUGCUGCUGCUGCUGAGUUGGGUUUGCUUGCGGGUGCCGACAGAGUUGAGGGCUGUCUUUUCGGAAACGGAGAGAGAACAGGAAAUGUCGACUUGGUCACCGUGGCCUUGAACAUGUACACCAACGGUGUUUCUCCCGAGUUGGAUUUCUCCAACAUGGAGGAGUUGAUUGAUGUUUCAGAGAGAUGCAACAAGAUCCAGGUCCACCCAAGAGCUCCAUACGGAGGUUCUCUCGUGGUUUGUGCCUUCUCUGGUUCUCACCAGGAUGCUAUUAAGAAGGGUUUCCAGAAGGCCGAGGAGAGAUACGCCAAGGGUGACUACAUGUGGAAGAUUCCUUACUUGCCAUUGGACCCUAAGGACAUUGGUAGAAACUACGAGGCAGUUAUUAGAGUCAACUCUCAGUCUGGUAAGGGAGGUGCAGCCUGGGUGAUCUUGAGAUCCUUGGGCUUGGACUUGCCUAGAACUUUGCAAGUGGAGUUCUCGUCCAUUGUUCAGAAUGAAGCUGACAGAGUUGGCAGAGAAUUGAAGACCGACGAGAUCAACGAUCUUUUCCAGAAGCGUUACAUGUACCUUGGUACCUCCACCAUCGCUCUUGAGGACUACCAGACCACUAAGAACAAGUCAGAAAACAACAACCGUGAGAUCACUGCAGACUUGAUUGUCAAUGGUGAGAAGGUUCAAAUUUCUGGUAAGGGUAACGGACCUAUUUCUGCUUUUGUUGAUGCUGUGGCCAAGCAGUUUGGCACUUUGUUUGAGGUUGUGAGCUACAGCGAGCACAGCUUGGGCUCAGGAACCCAGGACAAGGCUGCCACUUACAUUGAGGUUUCUUAUGUCAACUCUGAGGGUGUGAAGACCACCAGAUGGGGAUGUGGUGUUGACUCUGAUGUCAGCGAGUCUUCCUUGAAGGCUAUCAUUGCCAUUCUCAACCAGUUGAUUAAGACCGGAGAGCUCACCGUUUAG
Sungouiella intermedia is the source of this 1779-nucleotide messenger RNA. The record is from the annotation of a GenBank genome assembly. NCBI's taxonomy places the organism in Eukaryota, Fungi, Ascomycota, Pichiomycetes, Serinales, Metschnikowiaceae.